Molecule: messenger RNA, 2160 nt
Organism: Cordyceps fumosorosea ARSEF 2679
Lineage: Eukaryota; Fungi; Ascomycota; Sordariomycetes; Hypocreales; Cordycipitaceae
Exons: 4
Coding region: 1-2160 (719 amino acids)
Biological process (GO): regulation of DNA-templated transcription; DNA-templated transcription
Cellular component (GO): nucleus
Molecular function (GO): zinc ion binding; transcription cis-regulatory region binding; DNA-binding transcription factor activity, RNA polymerase II-specific
Source: RefSeq, a predicted model, not a curated record
AUGCGACCGGAAGAAAAGGCAGCCCAAGCCCUCGUGAGUCGCUUCUCAUCCCCAUGCGCUCAUCUCCUCGAGUCCAUCGCCUCAGUCGCCAUGGAAUACGUGAACCCCAGUCAGCUAAUGCUAAACCCUAGACGCACCGCUCAAAUCGAGGAGCGUCUGAAUGGCUUGGUGAGCUUGCUGCAAGCAUCAGGAGAGCUGCCGCCCCAAUCCCAAGGGCAACAGCAGGACGGCAGCACUCCUGGUGACUAUGACGAGUCUAACAUUACAUCAUCGCAGAUGACAGAGUCACCCAUAGCUAGCAAUCCAGCUCCAGUCCAGAGCCAGCAGACGGCCAAAGAAUGGUUCAUUCCCGCAACAUACAACUCGUUCGGCGCCGCAAACUGCAUCUGCCGCCCAGCACCCGGCGAUGCGCCGCCACCUCCAGAGACCGACGAUGUUGCCUUGGAAAUCUACAGGACUCAGCUGCAACAGCUGUACCCAUUUGUCGUUAUCCCGCCGAGCAUAACAGCGGCCCAGCUCGGCGUAGCACGCCCAUUUCUCAUGUCGGCAAUUCGCAUGGUUACUUCUUUUCGCAGCCUGCGUUCGAUGAGAGCGCAGAUGUACGCCUUGAAGAUGCACAUCUCCGAUUUCAUGCUGAUUCGCUCGGAGCGGUCCAUGGAUCUUCUUCAGGGCAUUAUCGUUAUUCUUGGCUGGUACCAGUACCACUGCUUCACCCAUGCCCAGCUCCAUAACCUGCUGUCGCUAGCAAUUUCUCUCAUCGGGGAGAUGGGACUCAACCGACAUCCUAUCAUCCACGAGGGCACCAGACUUAUGGCCGCCCAACCGCCGGCGCCCCUUGUACGGAAUAGCGACGAAAGGCGUGCAUUCCUUGGCGUCUGGUUUCUAGCCUCUUCAAUGUCGACUGUGUUUGGGAGAAUUGAGCCCAUGCGCUAUACCUCAUAUGUCAGAGAAUGUGUCACUAUCCUCGAAAAGAAUAUGGAGUACCAGACCGACGUUAAUCUUGUCUUUCUUUUACGAAUUCAGCAUUUAACCCAGCGCAUUUCGGAACUGAAUCCACGAGACAAUACCAUCGAAGAGUUUACGAGCAUUCCGAAAGCUCCCACGGCAGUAUAUAUAUCUGCUUUUCAAAGCGAGCUUGACGAGUUGCGGGCCAGCUUGCCAGAGCAUCUCAGGAACGACAAUAUCAUCACGAUGUACUUUAAUACUGCGCGUCUGAGACUUUACGAGCCACCGGUUGUCGACAGGAAUCUUAUUGCGUCAUUAGCGGACGCUUUCACAAUGAACAAUACAGGCGGAGGGACGCCUCUCGAUCGUCUCUACAACACCAGUGCCGCUCUUACAGGGUGGUUUGAGACUUGGUUUGUCGUACCAGUUUCUCAAUACGCUUUGCAGCCUACUGCAGUAGGGGCGCAACUUGUGUAUGCAUUGACAAUGCUUGGGAGAUGGGCUCAGCUUGUAGCACCCAAACCGGUUGGGGAGCCCGAGGACACGCAGCGCGGCACAACCGGGCUACCAUCAUUUGAGCCCAAGCCACAAAAUGCACAAGGCACAGCUGCGUCGCCUCAAACAGUUGAUCACGGUGUGAUACCGCCUCGGCUACCUUGCCCACUGGCACCUGCUGAGAUUGACCCGGAUCUGCCCGCCGCCGUCGCGCAUUUACGUGCGCAGCUGAAGACGCACCCAGGCCUCAUGGUCAACGUCGGCGAGAUCCUCCUGGCUAUCUGCAAUCGUUUCGAGCAAACCAACGCCACCUUCCAGAUUUCAUCGACAGACUCGAGAAAGGAUGAAGCCAACGUGUGGAGCAUGACCGCGCUCAGGGUCCGCAUCACCAAAGCGAAGUUGGAGCGGUGGGCCGAGCUCGUCUCCAAGGAGGGUGAGAACCACUCGCCCGGGCAGCAGCUCAAGGCGGACAUGGACACGAGCAUGUCCGGCUGGAACGCCGGACCGUCGUCCGCACCGGCGUCCGGCAUGAUGCAGACCGACGGCGGGGCUUGGCAGGGCAUGGACUCCAACGUGCCAGCGGAUCAAAUGCAAAACGUGUAUGGCAGCACCCCGUGGCGAAGCGACCUGCUCACGGGCGUUGACCCCGCAGUUUGGUUUGAUGGAUAUCUCGACUGGGGCGCGGUCAUCAUGAACUCAAUGGGCACGGUUGAGCAAUAA